UCCCAGGAAGUUCAGGUUCAGCUGUCUAUCUCGGCACUGGAGCAGGGUAGCUGGAAUAGUAGUUUCAGAAAAAAGAAACUUGCAAUAUCACAUCUAGCACAACAACGCGAAAUUUUUUCACGAUGGAAUCCUUCAAAAGGUUUCAGGAUGAUGGUUAUAAAAACUGGAUUAAAACGACAAUGGGGUUGAACUGCCUUAAAACGCGACUUGGAGAUUUCCUGGAAAACGAAACCCAAACAUAUCACAACGAAUUACGAAACCAAGUAAAAACUACAAAAGGACGUGAGUGUAUAAAGAAUUGCGGAUUGAGGCAGAAGGGGAACUCAAAAUUUAAGGUUGUAACUAAAUGGCCACCCCUUCGCUCACCCAGUGGUCAUCUGCCCUGCACUACCUAAGAACGUGGCAUUUCUCCCGAGGUUCUUGUGCUGUGUAAAGAAGUGUGUGAGCCAUGGAGAGAUGCCAUCUUGUCCUACCAUAAAGGCGGACCGGUGUACUGGAAUAACUCCAAGCCGUACCUGUGGCCUACUGAGAAAUGGGAGGUGGCAAAGGCCCACAUGAACAAUGGAAAUGGGAAGAACACCAAAGUGGAGGACUUUGACAUCUCUGCAUUCCUCAACCUCAUGGCCCAUUGCGCCUAUUUUAAAAAGUUUGUGAAACCUGGUGUUCUCACAGAGGUGACUAAUGUGAGGAACAAAGUGAUGCACUCAGCUGACUUUCAGGUGGAAAGGAAGGACUUAGAUGAUUACAUGGCGCGAAUCAAAAACCUGGGCCUUGCUUUAGAAAAACAGGCACCCCUUUUUAGCAAGCUGGCAGAGGAGAUUGAACAGCUUCAAAAUAUAAACCUUAGUUUCAACAUGAAUGAGGGUGGCCAGGACAGUACACGUUCACCUGAAGACGUUCGGAAUAUGGAGAGGUUUCUAAGUCUGGAACAACAGAUACUAAAGGAAAAGUUGGAGUGCCUGUCCCAACGCUAUGAAGAGGACAGAGGGACAGCCCUCACUGUGGAGGAGUUGCAGUGUGUAAGGGUGUUUCUGGAGGGAAACAAGGACCUGCAGGAAAGCCUGCAGCCACAGUGGGAGAAACUGAAGGAGGUGCAGGAAAGUGUGAAGAUAUUAACCAACAGAGUGGACACACUGGAGAGAAUUACACACCCCCAUGAUCCUGAGUUCAAAACUGAUAUCCUUAAAUAUAAGAACCACCUGUAUGAAGAGGCCCGGAGACGGGGGUGGCCUGAGCCUGUCUUCACAGAGAAAAUGGAAGCUUCUGGUUAUAGGGGUUGUGUGAAGGUGAGAGGUCUUACGUUUGAAGGUACUCAAGUACACCCAAGUCGAAAGACUGCUCACCAGGAAGUGGCCAAACUGGCCCUGAGCCAGCUCCCCAAGGAUAGUGCCAACCGGAGUGAGCUAGCCAAUGACACAGAGGAGGGAGAGGCAUCCAGUAGCCAGACGGACCAACCACAAAGCGUCUCAUGCACAGGCCCUACCUUCUUUGGUAGUGUCACUGUGGUACUCAAAACUGACAUCACCUCUGGAGAGGGGCAUUCUGGGGAGACAGAGGCUGUGGAGUCUGCGUACAAGAAACUAGCUCUUCUUUUGGAUCUACCAAAAUCAGAUUCCUUCUCUAAGGCGGCAGUCCUGAAGCACUGUGACACACGGGAUGUCCAGCCCCCAGAGGAGACUGUUACUUUUGAUUCAGAGGGGGGGGGCUACCUCUGCACCCUCCAAUUCACUGGACCAGUCACCUUCUAUGUGUCAGAGGGUUCCAGCAAAAAGAAACAGGCACAGAAGCAGGCUGCUAAAGUGGCCCUCCAGCGGCUAUCCGGUGUCCUCGGGGACAAGGAAGUGGUGGGAGAGAACUACGUAAGUGCCCUGAAGGAGCUGCUAGAGGCCCAGACCCCACGCCUGGACAUGCCUGUUUAUGACAUUACUGACAGAAAAGGAGGAGGGAUGGGGGAGGUUACAGGGAAAGGAUUGUGGUCAGAGGUCAGCUUGAAUCCCCCUGAGAGUGAGGUGGUACCAGUGUCACCCAUGGACACCUUGGUUACUACGGACCUGAUGGAUACCACUGUCAGCAUGAACGCCGUGGCUGUUGAGGGCGCAGUGGUACCAAAAAACAUCACGGUUGCCAUGGAGACCCAGGAGGAAGGUGCCUCCGAGUCCGACCACCGCCGAGCCGCGCCCACCAUCCUAGAGGAGCGCGUCGUUUCCUCAGACGGCGGGGGGUUCUUUUCCUCUGUGGCGGUACGUGUCCAGAAGGACCUGGUCCCGCAGGAGGCCUCCACUCCGGAGGGGGCCCUCCAGGCAGCCUACUGCAGUCUGCUCCAGGCCCUGGCCCUGGAUCCUCCACAUAAAGCAGGUGGUGAGAAGCAGAGUGUGUUGGAGUUUUUCAGAUGGGUACAGUCUGUCCCCCCGAUAGAGGAUUGUGUGACAACAAUGGAUGGAAAGCACAGAUGUACUCUGGGAAUCGUAGGAAAUCUCACUUUCCACAGCCAAGAACCAGCCUCCAAAAAGCAGCAGGCAGAGCAAUGGGCAGCCAGGGAGGCCCUGAAGCAUCUGGACGGGGUCCUGAGUGGGGUUGUGGGUCAGGACACCAGUGGAGCGAGCCAGAACUACAAGGGGAGACUCCAGGAACUGCUUGUCAAGCAUGGAGGAGGCAGCAAGCCAGAGUACAAAACAGAAAAUAAAAAGAUCAGCAGGGGAGCAGCUGCAGGUCCGGUGACAGGGGAAACGCCUGGCUCCACUCAACAGGCUGACGAGUUGUCAGUCAGUGUUGCUGUUGACAAGGAGACAACGGCUGAAGAUCCUGGCCCACCUCCUCCGAAGAGAUCUGCAGGGGGGGGGGCGGAAGCUAUCAGGAGCUGUCUGGGGUUGUUGGGUCUACAACCACCUUGUGUGGUGUGUGAGGAAGUGUGUUUGGAGCAGUUGUUUGACUGGAAGGUGGAGGUCCAACUAGAGCAUUACAUCUUCCGAAACCAGACCUGUUACAGCACUAAGAAAGAUGCUAUCCGCGGGUCCUACCACAGUCUGGGCACAGCGGGCGAGAUCUGCCAGCCUGGCACUGAUCCGAGUCAGUCCACAGGAAAGGUGAAGCAAUUUUUUCUGCAGCAGAAGUUCCAGUUGCCUGAGGAGGAUGUACAAGAACCAGAGAAAGGCCAGUUCUACUGCUCCCUCAAAGACAUCACCUGUGUCUUCACCUAUAGUGGACAAGGUUCCAGUGAGGUUGCAGCGCGAAAGUCGGCCUAUGAGAGGGCAUUGUCACAACUGGUUCCAUUAAUUGGCUACAAUGUUCCUGUGGCCUCAUCCAGCAGUGCUGAGGAGGCGGAGCAAAGGCUCAAGAAUGUGUUGAAUGGAGCAGGCCAUCCUUCAGCUAACUCUGCCUUGAAAGGAACUCAGUACAGAAGCUCUGCCAAGCUGAGCUUCUUUGGGUAUAGUAUGGAGUGCCAGCAUCUGGGUAGUAAGAAAGCCAACAGAGCCCAACUCAGCCAGCGUUUACUGGGCCUACUGGGGGAGGACCAGAAGGGUACCUCAGUGAGAAAUGUCCUGGAUGAAUGGUUUUUGAAGAGAGAUCUGGAGAAACCUGUGUUUGAGGACAACCCAUCUGGGAGCAAAGUCACAUUUUCCACUCCUCUACUCUGCUCGUACACAGAUUGGCAGGACAGCCAGGAGAAAGCUGAGAAGAGAUUGGUCGAUGAAUUGCGGAUGUUGGUCAAAUUCCUGUUUGAUUGAAACACCACUGAUGCACUUUCCAUUGGCUCCCUGCCUGAAUCCAUUCAAAAAUGUUCUGCUCUGAUUUUCUGUGGUCGGUCAUGUCUGUGGUGUUGGUGGCAGUGUAAUUAUUUAUGAAUUUACCUGUCGGUAUUGCUGCACGUUUUAAUCUAAUAAGAAUUAUCCUAAUUCCAGCAACUUAUGGGUGCUGAAUUUAGUUUUUUGCACAGCUUAUAUGUAAUAACAUACACCCACCUAAAGGAUUAUUAGGAACACCUGUUCAAUUUCUCAUUAAUGCAAUUAUCUAAUCAACCAAUCACAUGGCA
Esox lucius (northern pike) is the source of this 4030-nucleotide messenger RNA. RefSeq lists its product as uncharacterized. The transcript has 22 exons. The record is from RefSeq and is a predicted model, not a curated record. NCBI's taxonomy places the organism in Eukaryota, Metazoa, Chordata, Actinopteri, Esociformes, Esocidae. Bases 555 to 3725 code for a protein of 1056 amino acids.